AUGUCCUUUGCUGAGUUAAAAAACCAAGGGGUAUCAAUUACACAGGGAUUUCGAGUUGUCAAGGACAAGACCAAACUCCAACGGGAACUACUAAAAUCAUGCCACUCGGAAAUUGACCAUAGGACUAGCAAUGGUGAAUCUGGGCUUUCCAUCAAGUAUGUUAACGGUUCUCCGAAAGUGAUCUCGAAUGGGUCAAAAAACGGUGUUCACCCUCGGCGACUAACCGAUCCGAAGUCCAACGCCCAAAUCAACUAG
Messenger RNA from Macrosiphum euphorbiae (potato aphid), 255 nucleotides. NCBI's taxonomy places the organism in Eukaryota, Metazoa, Arthropoda, Insecta, Hemiptera, Aphididae. The record is from the annotation of a GenBank genome assembly.